AUGAGGUUCACUUCAGGUUUCUUCGUUACUCUCUUCGCUUGUGCACUGCUCGCUGUCGCGCACGCACCUCCUAGGCUUUCCUCAGAGGAACUAGCCGUUCGCGAUCUUGCCUCGUCGAAGUGCGCUCGCCAUGUCGGCGAAAUGCAGCGUAGACGAAUCGAGAGGCGCGCGAAGGAUUUGAUGAAGCGAGACGGCACUUCCACCGUCACGAUCACAACUGAAUCGCCUUAUUACCCAGAGAUUCAGAACGAGACCUGCAUUCUCACUCCCGAAGUCACCACUGGCCCUUACAUCUGGCCAAAAUCUCAGACGCUGCGUCAGGACAUGACGGAGGAUCAGCCUGGUAUCCCUUUGAUCAUGGAUAUCGGUGUCAUUGACAUCAACACCUGCGAGCCUAUGCAGAACGUCCUCGUCGACGUCUGGCACUGCAAUGCAACCGGUUCUUACUCUUCAUUCACCGGGCGCGAUCCCAAUAUUCCCUUCGAAGAGCUCCUCGCAAUGUUGAACUUAACCCUUGGGCCCGGCCUUGAUCUCCAUACCGACGACACAACUUUCCUCCGAGGCAUGUGGCCGACCAACGAGGAAGGUAUAAUGGAGAUGAAGACCAUUGUCCCGGGAUUCUACGUGGAGAGAGCCAUACAUGUGCAUGUACAGGUUCAUCAAGACUGGGUGCUCCAAUCCAACGGAACUGUCCUCACCGAUACGACGUCUAGCACAGGCCAAUUCUUCCUCGGAGAGGAGCUCUCUCAGUAUUUGAUGUCGCAGGAGCCGUACUCAUCACAUACAGAGAUCGAAAGAACCACAAAUGACGUGGAUGAUAUAUACCAAGGAGAGGCGCGCAAUGGAUGGUUCCCGGAGUUGGUUGUAGUUCCGAUGGAUGGGGAGGACUAUGCUAAUGGCGUCAUAGGAUACAUCACAGUUGGCGUAAAUGCGACCCUCAGGACAUGAGUGAAGGUCUUUAGCGCAAAAUAUGUCUCCCUAGUUUUUGGAGCGAAUUCGGUGUCGUAAUGAUACUUCUUGUGCAGGUUCUCUUGUAGAGUGAACUUGAGUGCAAGGGAAGCAUCUAGAUAAGAUCCUAUUUGCUACCCAAGGGACAGGACAGCAGCGCCAGAACGAAUCUUGAGUCACGUUCGGCGUAUUAACU
Molecule: messenger RNA, 1144 nt
Organism: Desarmillaria tabescens
Lineage: Eukaryota; Fungi; Basidiomycota; Agaricomycetes; Agaricales; Physalacriaceae
Product: dioxygenase
Exons: 3
Coding region: 1-948 (315 amino acids)
Molecular function (GO): ferric iron binding; oxidoreductase activity, acting on single donors with incorporation of molecular oxygen, incorporation of two atoms of oxygen
Source: RefSeq, a predicted model, not a curated record